AUGCCUGGUACCUAUUCACACAUAGACAUGCUAUCCGGCACUCUGUCAGCCAGAUCCUACCUUGAGCUAGGCGAAUUAGCUCCAGGGGCUGAAACACCACAAAGCUUGGACUCAGCCCCAGGGACCCCUCUAGAGGCUGAGAGCAGGUCGGGCCCGCACUUACGACCCAGACGGAGACAGACAAAGUCGGAGAAGACCGAGACGGGUCCAGCAUCCGUACGUAAGCGAGGCCGACCUAGGCUGGAGACAGCUAAAGAUGCCGCUGCGAUCGAAGAACGGCGCAUGCAAAUCCGUCGCGCACAACGUACCUACCGAGAGAAGAAAGAAUCCACUAUCAAAACACUCAAAACGCGUGUAGAUGUGCUGGAACAGGCACUCCAAAACGUAUCCGACCUACUCACGGACAGCUCGUCAAUUCCACAUGACCAAAUUCAAACCAAACAACUCAUCUUAGCUGAAAUUAACAAAGCCCGCUCAUUCUCGGAUGAGACUUUUUCACAUAAUAACCCUGAGUCUCUCCGCGAUAUAUUCGGAUACAAUGUCUCUCCCCAAUACACAUCACUCUGCAGCUCUAAAUCCAGCGCCGGAUCCAUUCCCAGAUCGCCCUCCCCACUUCUAAACCGCCUCUUUCCCGAAACAACGAUCUAUACCUACAGCCACCAGGAAUCGGAUCUAUCCCGCCGCCUUCACCGCUUCUGUCUUGAACACACAUACCGCUGGCUGACAGAUCCACAUUCCGACCCUGUUCUCAUGACCCGCGUCUUUGGCCUCCUUCCAUGCAUCCAUGACAUCCCCGGCGUUUGCCGGAACUUUCGACGCAUUCUUCGCUCGGAAAUCGGUAAUCCGCUCGAGAGCUCCAAGCUUCCAUUUUAUACACUUGGCGGCGCGGGGACCCAUUUUCCUCGUGCUGAUGAGCCUAAGAAUGUGCGCAGACCGGGGAAGAUCUUGCGGAGGUUAGUGAGGAUUAUGAAGAGGGGUGGCAUUCAAGAUUGGGACGAGGAUUGGAGUGGAGAUGUUGAGCUUGAUGAGUUGGAGAUGGCGGUUAGUACGGAGAAUCGGAUGCGCGCGCUUGAUCUUGAUGGCGAUUGGUUCGAUUGUCGUGAUGUUCAAGGGUAUCUCGAGUAUUGUGGUGUUGUCCUUGAUGGGUCCUCGCUGUUGCUGGAUGUACCUGCUCAGACGGUUGGGGAUCUUUAUAGGGGGUCUAGGUCAUAUGGCUUGAGUGGGAACUCGGGUGACAUGGGCCACUGGGGGUCUCCGGACCAAUCUACUUACGUGCUAGAUGUAGAGUGUUUUUUCAACUUGUUGUUGGUCAACUUGAGGAUUCUAGGCCGAGCCCCUGGAUUUCGACGAUGGGAUGUGGACGCGGCUCUGCGGACAUCGAUCCACCGGCGGUCCUUUGGUUAG
Molecule: messenger RNA, 1404 nt
Organism: Penicillium odoratum
Lineage: Eukaryota; Fungi; Ascomycota; Eurotiomycetes; Eurotiales; Aspergillaceae
Product: bZIP transcription factor
Exons: 3
Coding region: 1-1404 (467 amino acids)
Biological process (GO): regulation of DNA-templated transcription
Molecular function (GO): DNA-binding transcription factor activity
Source: RefSeq, a predicted model, not a curated record